Colias croceus (clouded yellow) is the source of this 4399-nucleotide messenger RNA. Its product is annotated as fibulin-2-like. The record is from RefSeq and is a predicted model, not a curated record. Gene Ontology annotation, molecular function: calcium ion binding. The transcript has 28 exons. Lineage: Eukaryota; Metazoa; Arthropoda; Insecta; Lepidoptera; Pieridae. Bases 175 to 4383 code for a protein of 1402 amino acids.
UUGCGUAGCGUACGCACAGCGCACACUCCUGCGCACCGCGAUCAAGGAUCACUCCUUAUUUUAAUUCCCAAUUAAUUAACCAUCUCUUUCGCACAUAUGGAUUUUGGUGAGAUGGAUAGAUAAACAGAUAAAUUAGUGUUCGUGAUAGAAUCCUGUUAGAAUUGUUUAUUUAUAAUGGUGAUUAUGUGGAAUUUACUAGCGUUUGUUGUGGCUGUAAGCUUUUAUCCGUAUUCAGUUGAUGGAUCGUUAGCAGACCAGCUGUCAGAAACCACACAGCUAUGCUGCAACCAAGGCACAAUGUACGCAAGGAACCACACGUCGGAGGACUGUUCCUCCUCCAUACCUCCUGAUGUGCCGUCAGCGUUUGGUACUCUUUGUAUCUUCGCUAUGGACCAGUGCUGUAAAGAGUACUUUCAAAAGAAGAAAGACUGCGAAAUAGGAGUGGAUCUUGCGACUACCACGAACUCUUGCGCAUCAACUCAAGACUCUACCAAGAAAUGUUGCCUCCAAUGCAUGGGCGGCACAUCGAUCGGCAAAGCGCGUGGCGGGUCCGCGUGCAAUCUCCCCAUCAGCGGCAAAAGCGCUGAGCAGCUGCUCGCGGCGGACGCGUAUUCGCAGUGUUGUAAGAACUCAGCAAGGCAAGAUUCUUCACCAAGACCUACAGCGCCACGACCAGUUUUCAAAGAUGAGGAGGUAUAUUCAGUUUGUGAAGAAUACGCACCCAAUGAGUUAUGUGCCCACCAUUGCAUCCCGAUACCGGGGUCUUAUAAGUGUGAAUGCAAUCCAGGCUUCAUGCUUAUGUCUGAUGGAAAGAAUUGUAAAGAGGUGACGAAGAACAGAUGCAAGCCACACAACCCGUGCCAGCACAAAUGCAACGAUAACGGCAUCGAAGUAAAGUGUUCCUGCAGACGCGGAUAUCAACUCAUGCAAGAUGGGAAAUCUUGUGAGGAUAUCGACGAAUGCUCGCUAGACCCUCCAGUAUGUCUCCCAAACACGCAAUGCCACAACAUCCUGGGCUCAUACAAAUGUAUUCCCUUGAAGCAUUCCAAGAGCCAGGAUAAGGGACAGUGUCCGAGUGGUUUCACCAGGAAUCUAGCUAAUAAUGCUUGUGAUGAUAUAAACGAGUGCAAGCUGCCCAACCCCCCCUGCCCCCCCUACCUAUGCACGAACACGAUCGGAGGCUAUGCUUGUGGGGGGACCCCGGGGGACCCCGCCAACCUCCCGCGGAGGGAGGAGCGGUGUCCCCCCGGCUUCAGAGCGGGGAGGGAGGAGGAGUGCGAUGACGUAGACGAAUGUGCAAUGAACAAAGACGACUGCAACAAGCUAUCGCAGUUCUGUAUAAACACUCGCGGUUCGUUCCAUUGUCAGGACAAAGGGUCACAGCAUUGCCCGCCUGGCUUUAAGAGUAAUAGGAGUACUAAUAAAUGUGAAGAUAUCGAUGAAUGCGAAGAAAAUGAGGACAUUUGCAAACCGAAUGAGAUCUGUGUCAACGUGCCUGGAGAGUAUGACUGUAAACCUAAACAUAGUAAAGCAGCCAAAUCGUCAUGUCCAGAUGGUAUGAGAGAGAAUCCAGAUACGAAAAUAUGUGAAGAUAUAGACGAAUGUGCAGAAGGCACGCACUUAUGUGACCAGUAUCAGAACUGUUUGAAUACAAAUGCCAGUCAUGAGUGCAUUUGUAAAGAGGGCUUCGAGUUGGACCAUACUACUGGAGCUUGUGUUGAUAUAAACGAAUGUGCAACCGACCAAAACACUUGCAUCCCGGAAUCCCAGCGCUGCGACAAUACCGUCGGCUCUUAUCUCUGCAUACGUUUCAUCUCUUGUGGUACUGGGUAUAUCCUCCACCACUCCACUAGUACUUGUGAAGACAUAGACGAGUGUGCGAUAGGCACGCACAACUGCGCACGCGCAGGUCCCGAAUACCACUGCGUCAAUAUACCCGGCUCGUUCCGUUGUCAAAAAACCCACCCCACCACACCACCACCACCACAACCGGAAUACGAAUACGAGUAUUAUGAUACUGACGAUGAAAUAGAAGGUGCUAAAAAUACCACCGAGGCAGAAACAACAACAACACCCCAGCCAGAACCAACAACAAUUACUGUAUCAUCGAGCACGACUAGCACAACUCCUGAACCACCAAAAACUGAAAAGGAACCGGAAAUCGAUAAUAACAUCGACGUCAACGAACCAAAGAAAGAAGAACCAAUAGAAGCUCCACAACCAACUGAAGUAGCUAAAACAGAGCCAAAAGAAGCAGAUAGAGAUAUAUAUCAUUUAGAUCCAGAAAACGAACCAAAAAUAACAGAAAUACCAGUAGAACCAGAAUAUCCUGUCACUUACCCAGAUAUUAAACCUACAGAAAAACAAAAUGAAGUGACAGAAAGUACACAACCAACUCCAACGUCUCCUAAAAUGGUAUAUGUAGAUGUUGGUGAAGGAACUGCGAUAGUGAAAGGUGAUAAAAAAGAUGAUGGCUCUGUAGAAGUGAAUACUAAAGAUCUACCGAAGAAUGAAUGGACUGUAAUACACGGGAAGCCGACGGAUUGUCAGCCUGGGUUUGAAUUAGAUGAAUAUGGCGCUUGUUUUGAUAUCGACGAAUGUGCAACAAACAGACAUACAUGUUCAGGCUUAACUGAAACAUGUAGAAACACUAUGGGUGGUUAUCUGUGUGAAUGUGCUUAUGGCUUCCGUCGAGAUUUGUCCACCGGUAUCUGUGUGUUCAUUAUCACAUCGACUUCGACUUCGACUACAUUAACACCUUCGACUACUUCUACUACAACUUCAACGACUACGUCAACGACCACUUCGACUACGACUCCAGCACCCACAAGUUCGACUUCGACUACAACUAGCACUGUCGCACCGCCAACUUCUUCAACUAGAAAUUACUUCUGGGGCUACCCGGACUACCGGCCAGUGAAAACAAGACCGUUCAUCCCCAUGACAACUUGUGACGCUGGCUAUCGGUAUAACGUACGACUUGGUACAUGUGAGGACGUGGACGAAUGUACCACGGGCAAAGCGAACUGUGCCGUGGGUGAAGUGUGCGUGAAUACAGCGGGUGGGUACCGAUGUGAGUGCGCCCCGCACUGGCGGUUAGACGCGCGCAGGCAACGCUGCGUGCCGCACACUGGGGGGGGCUUCCCGGAGGGGUACGGGAACCAGCCGGAAUAUUCUCCAGUGGAUCCUCAAGAUAUAAUUCCCAACACACACCACCAAAUUCCUGAACCUGAUAUUACAUCUUUUGAUCACAGUGGUCCUACAUCAAGCUGCCCUUGGGGCACUAAAUUAGGGGAUGAUAACACUUGCCAAGACAUAGACGAGUGUGCGACCGGGGAAGCAAAGUGUGGACCUUUACAGUUAUGCACCAACUUGCCUGGCGGAUACACUUGCAGUUGUCCCAAGGGACACCGACUCAUUGGGGACCAUGAGUGUGAAGACGUUGAUGAGUGUGCGUUAGGUGGUAGUGUGCCCAUCUGCUCUCAAAAUGCGGACUGUGUGAAUACAGUGGGAUCUUAUCAAUGUCGUUGUCACGAAGGUUUUAGAACUGCUCCCGUUAAUGACAAGGUGUGUGUGGAUGUGGACGAGUGUGUGGAAGGGCGCGCGGGCGAGCUGUGUGAGCAGCGCUGCAACAACGUGUGGGGAGCUUACCGCUGCUCCUGCCAUCGCGGGUACAGACUGCAACCCGAUAACAGAACUUGCGCAGAUGUAGACGAAUGUACGGAGUUCAAAUCGAAGCACCUCUGUGUGGGACGGUGUGUGAACGAGCCAGGAAGCUAUCGCUGUUCUUGUCCCUCGGGUUAUCGACUCUCUGAAGAUAAGAGGAGCUGUAUUGACAUAGACGAGUGCGAGACUGGUAUAGCGCCAUGCGCUGCGGGCGCGCAGUACGAGGGCGUGUCGGAUGUGUGCCUCAACACGCGCGGGGCUUUCCGAUGCCACCGCAUCACCUGCCCGCCUGGAUACCGCCUCGAGAGCAGGCAUCGCUGCACAAAGAUCCAAACAUACUGUCCGCCAGCUGACUGGGAGUGCGCACAUCAGCCCAGCACUUACAGCUAUAACUUCAUCACGUUCGUCUCCAUGCUGGAUAUACGGGAUUCUAAGGUGGAUCUAUUCACAAUGCGCGGCCCGAACUGGCCGUACGCGAAGAUGAACUUCAAGUUGCGACUCAUUGAUGUUAACGCCCCGCCCUCGGUUGAGAAAGCUGAUAUCAAUGCCUUCCUUCUGGUCCAAACGGGCAACCAAGCGGUGAUGUCGCUCACGCGUGGGCUCGUGGGCCCACAGAGCGUGGAGCUCGAACUGUCCAUGGAGCUGUUCAGUCGCGGACAGUUCGGCGGUAUCGCUGUUGCUAAGCUCUAUAUACACGUGUCGGAGUAUGAGUUCUGAGCACUUCACACGCACA